Molecule: messenger RNA, 2373 nt
Organism: Symbiodinium natans
Lineage: Eukaryota; Dinophyceae; Suessiales; Symbiodiniaceae
Source: the annotation of a GenBank genome assembly
AUGAAGUGGAGUGUCAACUUAUUCCUGGCUGAGUCAGUCUUCAAUGAGGACGAUCCAGCUUUGCUGAUACGACAGAUCCCUGCGCAGCUCGUCAAGGCUGACGAGGAUGGACUCCGCCACGUGUCAAUGCAUGUGGCAGUGAAAAAGUCAUAUGUGCGUGAUUUUGACAACGAUUCGUCCAUCAACCACCACGACUGCUUUCCGGAGCCGCUGUCGCUGACCUGCAAGUCGGCUCGGAAGAACGAGUUCGAGCCCUCGUUCAAGGCAAUUCUGAAGCAAGAGGUUCUCCUGCAUGUCGAUGGCAGUGACGUCGACUUGAUGCUGUUGGGCGCAAAUCUUGACACAGAUGACGAGUCAAGGCUUGGGCAGUUGCAAGCUCUGGAGCGAAUGCUGAAUGUCUCGAAACGCGGAAGUCAGAAGUUUGGUGCGUUGAUAUGGGGAGACUUCAACAAUCGCUUAGUUGCUUUCGAGGACCUGAAGGGCUAUGUUUCGGAGAAGAAAGGCAAGUACGAGCUUACCGAAAGCGGCGCGCGCUUCCUGGUGGAUUGUUUCUCUGACCCGGCCAAGCGCUUGGAGCUUUUGAAGAAAGACUCCUUGACGUAUUCCGGGCGCGACAUCGCUGGCCGGCAGUUCGCAACCCCCCCAUCGCUUUUCAAGCUCCGCCAGCUUUUCUGCAUGACUGCUGAUCUUGCGUCCACGCAGAGCAUCCCGAACGUCCCGAUGCCGUCGUAUAAGCACACGCCAUUGGAGGUGGUGUUGUCUGAUGCGUUCAGGCACCGCAUGAGAGUGGAGGAGGUAGUCUGCCUAGAUAGCCUUCAGCAUGUCGACAUGGAUUCGUUGAAGGGCAGCGUUCGAGGUACUUAUUUUGGCUGGGCGGAAGGGGAUGCCUUUCAACACAGCAUUGCCGACGAUGAUGGGCGCUCCAAGUUGUAUUUGCAGCUUGGUUGGCCUGAUGGGGUGGGCUUCAGCAAAAGCAGCUCUUUCUCAGCGGAGAUUGUCCAGUGGCAAUGUGACUGGAAUGUGCGUGCUCAGCAUCAUCUUCCGAUGCGUUCCAUGGUGAUGCUGGAUGUAGGGCGAGACAAACCACUUAAGGUGUGGCUUGGCUUUGUGAAGGUGAACAAGAAGUUGCCAACCAUAGACGGGCUCCACCAACUACUCUACAGUGACAAGGCUUGUUCUGCCGCAGAGUGUGAUGUGAUCGCUUUGUACUUGACUGAUGUCUUCAUACCUGCACAAGACGUGAGCAAAUUUCGCUCCUUACUCAGACGGUCCAUGAAAGCAGACACGGUGGAUGAAUAUGUCUUAAACGAAGAUGAUCCUUCUCUGCUAAUUCGUCAGAUACCAGCCCAAUUGGUCAAAGGUGCAGAUGAUGGAUUGCGUUACGUUUCGAUGCAUGUGGCCGUGAGCCGCCAUUUUGUAAAGGACGUGCGGGACGAUUCGUCCAUCAACCACCACGACUGCUUUCCGGAGCCGCUGUCGCUGACCUGCAAGUCGGCUCGGAAGAACGAGUUCGAGCCCUCGUUCAAGGCAAUUCUGAAGCAAGAGGUUCUCCUGCAUGUCGAUGGCAGUGACGUCGACUUGAUGCUGUUGGGCGCAAAUCUUGACACAGAUGACGAGUCAAGGCUUGGGCAGUUGCAAGCUCUGGAGCGAAUGCUGAAUGUCUCGAAACGCGGAAGUCAGAAGUUUGGUGCGUUGAUAUGGGGAGACUUCAACAAUCGCUUAGUUGCUUUCGAGGACCUGAAGGGCUAUGUUUCGGAGAAGAAAGGCAAGUACGAGCUUACCGAAAGCGGCGCGCGCUUCCUGGUGGAUUGUUUCUCUGACCCGGCCAAGCGCUUGGAGCUUUUGAAGAAAGACUCCUUGACGUAUUCCGGGCGCGACUUUCGUGGGGAGGCAUAUAGUCUCCCCCCAUGCAAUCUGAAAAUUAAGGAUAUGUUUUGGCUUACCAUUGAUGCUGCCCUGGACUCAAAGAUUGAAGUCCCGUGGCCGUUCUACAGAGUCGAGCCCUUUGAGGUCAUGCUGGGAGCCCAGCUGGGUUGCCGUUUGAGCCUGCUGGAUAUCGUCUCCUUCAGCCGAUUGGAUGACGUACGGUGGCCUCAGAGAGACAGUCGGCCUGCUCCUGAUGGUGACAGCGCAGCGGCAAUGUCUGCAAAGCUGGCAUCAGAAUACUUCGACUGGCAAGAGGAUGGAAAGUGGAUUCAGCGCAAGAUUAGGUCCGAGGAAGACCGGCAUCUUUUCCAGUUUGGAUGGCUGGAUAGCGUUGGCUGGUACAAGCAGAGCACUGUACAUAUGGAUCUGGCUUCAUGGCGGACGGUGCCCGGCAUUCAAGCAUUCGAUCACCUGCCCAUGACCGCCACACUGACAGUGACGGUGUGA